Molecule: messenger RNA, 1437 nt
Organism: Micromonas commoda
Lineage: Eukaryota; Viridiplantae; Chlorophyta; Mamiellophyceae; Mamiellales; Mamiellaceae
Gene: KAT1
Product: microtubule-severing protein katanin 60kDa subunit
Exons: 4
Coding region: 1-1437 (478 amino acids)
Biological process (GO): microtubule severing
Cellular component (GO): microtubule cytoskeleton
Molecular function (GO): microtubule binding; ATP hydrolysis activity; ATP binding
Source: RefSeq, a predicted model, not a curated record
AUGGCGCUCGUCGGCCUGAACGCGGCGGCCGACCAGCUGCAGAUAGCGCGCGAGUUCGCGGUGCUCGGCGACUACGACACCGCGCGGGUCUACUACCAGGGCGUGCUCACCCAGGUCUCGAGGCACGUGAACAACACGGAGCUCGAUGCCGGCGCGGAUCCGUUUCGCGUGGGACGGUGGCGCGCGGUCCAGCGGCAGCUCACCGACGAGCUCGAGGCUGUGACGAACCUGGAUGGCGAGCGAGGGAUGGACGAGGAGGAAGCCAUGUGGCGCGGCGGCGGCCGCGCGCGCAAGGAGAACCGCGCGCCCUCGCCCGAACGCGACCCCGACGUGUGGAGCGCCCCGACCCCGAGGGACUCGCCCGCCAAGGCGCCCCCGCGGCGCGACGACUCCAGGCUUCCCGCGUGGGCUCGAAGGGACCCGGGAUCCAACGGUGCCCACUCGUCAAACGAACCGGGUCGGGGCGUCAAGAAGAAGCCAGCUCGCGGCGGACCCGACGCCGCGCUGGCGGAGAAUCUCCGCCGAGACAUCCUCGAAGCGUCGCCCUCGGUGCGAUGGGACGACAUCGCGGGACUAAACGACGCCAAGCGGCUGCUGGAGGAGGCGGUGGUGCUGCCGCUGUGGAUGCCAGAGUACUUUCGCGGUAUCCGUCGGCCGUGGAAGGGGGUGCUGAUGUUCGGACCACCCGGCACGGGGAAGACGAUGCUCGCGAAAGCCGUCGCCACCGAGUGCGGCACCACGUUUUUCAACAUAUCGUCGUCCACGCUGGCGUCCAAGUACCGCGGCGAGAGCGAGCGCAUGGUUCGCAUCCUCUUCGACCUGGCGCGUCACCACGCCCCGUCCACCAUCUUCAUCGACGAGAUCGACUCGCUGUGCACGAGCCGGGGCGCCAGCGGCGAGCACGAGGCAUCGAGGCGGGUCAAGUCGGAGUUUCUCGUGCAGAUCGACGGGUGCAGCGCCGUCGACGAUUCAAACGACGAUUCAUCUUCCGACGGUGACGGUUCGGGCGGAAAGAAGGUGAUGGUGCUCGCGGCGACGAACUUCCCGUGGGACAUCGACGAGGCCCUGAGGCGUCGACUGGAGAAGAGGAUCUACAUCCCGCUGCCGGAUGCCGAGGCGAGGAACGCUCUGGUGAACAUCAACGUGCGAGGCGUCGAGGUGGCGCCGGACGUGGACUUCGACGCGCUCGCGAGGCGAACCGAGGGGUACUCGGGCGACGACAUCACCAACGUGUGCAGGGACGCGGCCAUGAACGGGAUGCGGCGGAAGAUUGUGGGUAAGAGACCCGAGGAGAUACGGGCCAUGUCGAAAGAGGAGGUGGCCGCGCCCAUCACGAUGGAGGACAUGAACGAGGCGCUCAAGCGGAUCCAGCCCAGCGUCGCGAGGGAGGACGUGGAGCGACACCUGGAGUGGCUCGCGGAGUUCGGCAGCACGUAA